Podospora pseudocomata is the source of this 1148-nucleotide messenger RNA. RefSeq lists its product as uncharacterized. Bases 116 to 982 code for a protein of 288 amino acids. NCBI's taxonomy places the organism in Eukaryota, Fungi, Ascomycota, Sordariomycetes, Sordariales, Podosporaceae. The record is from RefSeq and is a predicted model, not a curated record. The transcript has 2 exons.
GUCCGAGAAUACGCGUGCCAUUUCAUCCAAUCUUGACAUAACACCUUCCAAGCCCUUCUGAUACUUGGCGUUAGAAAAGCGGGCGUUAUCUUUUGAUUCCCAAAACAGCGACAGCAUGUCCUCGUCCACGUCCGCCCCGCUAACAUCAACAAGGCCGGUGUGGCUAGUGACCGGCGCAUCUUCUGGACUCGGUCUAGAGGUGGCAAUUGAGGCAGCAAAACUGGCGACGGUUGUUGCUAUUGGUCGGGAUCAUCACGGACUUGAACUCGCAGCGAACGCAGGAUGUCGCACGGUUGAGUUAGACCUGCGUGCCUCGGCUGAGCACAUUUCCUCUGUCAUUGCCGACAUCAUCAAGACAACGGGCCGAGUGGACGUUUUGGUGAAUGCGGCUGGUUAUAUCCUUGAAGGUGCAGUGGAAGAGACAAGUGAUGCUGAGCUUGAAGAUAUCUUCCUCACCAACGUUUUUGCCCCCAUUCGUCUCGCGCGUGCAGUGCUCCCCCACAUGCGGCGUACAGGGGCUGGUGUCAUCUUCAACGUGGCCGGAAUCGGCGGAUUCAGUGGCAGUCCAAAUGCAGGAGCAUAUUGCUCUUCCAAAGCAGCAUUGGCUACGUUCACUGAGGCUCUGCAGAGAGAGACAGGCCCAUUGGGGAUUCGUGUGUGCCUAGUUCAGCUUGGACAUUUUAGAACUGCAUUCUUGAAAGCCGGACACAGGCUUCACACUGCGCAGCGCAUUGUUGACUACGACCCAGUGCUAGACCCACUGCGGAAGGCUUUCAACGGGUUGGACGGACACCAACCCGGUGACCCUGGGAAGGCCGCAAGAGCGUUGGUCCACAUUGCAAGCUUAGAUGCAGAUAGCAUUCCUACGCUGCUCGCCCUGGGGUCCGACGUAGUUCCUGCGGAGUUGAGUGCCCACGAAGCCAAACGACAAGCAUUCUUGGCACACGAUACAUGGACCAACAGCAUGGGGUUUGACGCCUGAGUUGACAUGUGCGGCGGAAAAAGGGUGGGGUUCGAUGAUGGGCAAUCUGAACUCGGUUGUAUAGAUAUAGGCAUCUCUUUAGUGUAGUGCAAUUCGCCCUGAUCGGUUCCCUGCACAGGCAAUACUGCCUGCCCAAGAAAGAUAUAUCGUUCAGGCUGUGAACCCC